GUGCAUUCAUCUAACACUAGUCAUAAGAAUAAAUUAUUAGGUGACAUAAACCUGUGUCGUAACAUCAGAAAAGUAUAAAGCGGUUGAACGAACGCAAGUAAAUGGGAACAACAUUUUCACGGUGGCUGGGUGCUGUGUGUGUGUCUGUGUGAUCAUGUUCAAACUGUUAUCACCCAAACAAGCGGGCUCGAGGAGGGAUAAUAAUAGCACCGUUUAUAAGUAGCUGAUAAACGGAAACUCUGCUUCGGCACACAGAACUGAUCAAAUCUUGCAGCAGGUCGGAUGAAAACGACAUUUUGUUGUAUCCAGUAUAAUUCAGACAGUUGUGCUUUUUUAUCUCACGUAGAUUAUUGCCAACGAUGGAGAAUCAAAAAGUAGUCACGGUGCGUGGUCCAGUUCCUCCGGCUACCCUGGGAUAUACUCUGACUCACGAGCACUUUUCGCUGGAUUUUAGUAACUUUUAUGCGUCCGCUCCCCUCGAGUUGGAAUCGUAUGUCAACAGUAAAAUUACAUUACAGAAUGUGGGCUUCAUACGACAGUAUCCGUACAGCAGCAAGUACAACAUCAAUUUUGAAGACAAUGAUACUCAUGAAGCAGUCAUGAAGGAUGUGAUGAAUUAUAAAAAGUUUGGUGGAAGUACAAUCGUGGAAAACACUUCGCAUGGAUUGAAUCGAAACUUGGAGCUAAUGUUCAAAGUUUCGGAGACAACCGGUGUGAAUAUCGUUGCCGGGACGGGACAUUACGUGCACGGAGUGCAGCCGGAAUCCGUUAUCAAUAUGACUAUCGAAGAGAUGUCUGAUCUGUACACGAAGGAGAUAUUAUUCGGUGUACCGGUUCGGGGUAUCGGUAGCGGAACGGAAACAAUCAAUUGUGGCGUCAUAGGAGAGGUGGGCAGCAGCUGGCCAAUAACAGCGUUCGAGCGGAAAGCAAUUCAAGCGACAGCGGAAACUCAAAGCGCCCUAAACUGUCCGGUCACGUUCCAUCCGGGACGGGAACGCGAUGCACCGUUUGAAAUUGUUCGUAUCUACUUGGAAGCAGGCGGAAAAGCUGACAAAUGUGUUAUGAGCCAUUUAGAUAGAACUCUUUUUGACGGUGGCGAUCUUUUGGAGUUUGCAAAAUUAGGAACUUAUUGCCAACUUGAUUUGUUUGGCACGGAGUGUUCAUACUAUCAGUUAAAUCCAACUGGUCAUAUGCAGUCGGACGAGCAACGUAUCCAGCACAUAUUGAACCUACAGCAGGAAGGAUUUGAAAAGCGAAUUUUGAUGUCACAUGAUAUUCACACUAAACAUCGAUUGACCUCAUUCGGCGGGCAUGGCUACAGUCAUAUAUUAACCAACAUAUUGAUGCGUUUGGCUUUGAAAGGCCUGAAUCAAAAAACGAUUGAUACAAUAACUAUUGAAAACCCGGCCAAUUGGUUGGUCAUGCCAAAAUAGAUUUUCCAUUUAGUCAAAUAUAUUUGAGUCGAUAUAGAUACCA
This is a messenger RNA of Wyeomyia smithii (pitcher-plant mosquito), 1476 nucleotides long. RefSeq names its product phosphotriesterase-related protein. Bases 360 to 1433 code for a protein of 357 amino acids. The transcript has 6 exons. Lineage: Eukaryota; Metazoa; Arthropoda; Insecta; Diptera; Culicidae. Gene Ontology annotation, biological process: catabolic process. Gene Ontology annotation, molecular function: zinc ion binding. The record is from RefSeq and is a predicted model, not a curated record.